This is a messenger RNA of Pyricularia grisea, 264 nucleotides long. RefSeq lists its product as uncharacterized. Lineage: Eukaryota; Fungi; Ascomycota; Sordariomycetes; Magnaporthales; Pyriculariaceae. The record is from RefSeq and is a predicted model, not a curated record. Bases 1 to 264 code for a protein of 87 amino acids. The transcript has 2 exons.
AUGGCCAACCAAGACUCCCAGUCCGAGCCGUUUCGAGGCGACCCCCCGUCGACCGAGGACCUGUUGGAGAACCUGGAGCGGUCUCAUGCCAAGAUCGACGAGUGCUAUCAGACCACCCUGGCAAACUUCAAGAAAAAGAGCGCAGAGCUCGAGAAGGAGCUCGCCGAGGCACACAAGACCUGUCACGAGCUGACCAAGAAGCUUGAGGCCUUCAAGAUUGCCGAGGAGAAGGGUCAGGCAGCAAACAACCCAACCAAGCAGUAA